Messenger RNA from Bradysia coprophila, 864 nucleotides. Its product is annotated as putative RNA methyltransferase CG11342. The record is from RefSeq and is a predicted model, not a curated record. NCBI's taxonomy places the organism in Eukaryota, Metazoa, Arthropoda, Insecta, Diptera, Sciaridae. Gene Ontology annotation, molecular function: RNA methyltransferase activity; O-methyltransferase activity. Gene Ontology annotation, biological process: negative regulation of pre-miRNA processing. Gene Ontology annotation, cellular component: cytoplasm.
CACUAUUUCAAGAAAUAAACAAACUUGAAAAACAGUUGGAACGUGUCCAGAAAAGAAUAUUGAUUCUCAGGAUGGAUUGUGAUAACAGUAAACCUAAGCCUAAUGAGGACGAACAACACAAAGACGCCGGCUCAGCACAAUACGGAAAUUUCAUCAACUAUUAUCAAUUCAAUUCAGCGGAGAAGCGUAUAGAUUUGCUACCUGAUUCCAUUUGGAAACGCAGUUCGUCUGGUUCUUCUCCUAUCAACGACAACAGAUAUAUCGUACUGGAUAUCGGAUGCAAUGCUGGUAACUUAACUCAAAUCCUCUAUGAAUACCUGGUACAACACACCGGACAGAAUGUACACAUCCUAGGAAUAGACAUCGAUCCCCUACUGAUCGACCGAUGCAUACAACACAAUCAGCACGGAGCUAAUGUCAAAUAUGAAUGUUGGAAUAUCAUGGAACACAGCCGAGAAGACAGUCUCACCGAUUACCUGAAGCAAUUUGGCCGAACUCGCUUCGAUGCAGUCUUUUCUCUGUCGUUGACAAUGUGGAUUCAUCUCAACAAUGGUGAUUCUGGCCUGCAAUCCUUUUUGGAGAAAAUAAGCAAUCUGGGAAACUUGCUGGUAGUGGAACCACAACCGUGGAAAUGCUACUUAACCGCCAUGAAGAGAAUGCGUCGAUCUGGGAAAACGUUCGAACGGUUCAAAGAGCUGACGGUGAGAAAUGAUGUGGAAGAAUGGAUUCAAUCGACACUGGUAAGGGAUGACGUGUUUAGAGUGAUUUUUCAAACAACACCGACUCAGUGGAACCGAAAGAUAUGUUUUUAUGAACGAAUAAACGAAAGAUAGCAGAGAAUCGAUCUGUGUGUCGCUAAAUUUA